Coregonus sp. 'balchen' is the source of this 11086-nucleotide messenger RNA. The record is from the annotation of a GenBank genome assembly. Lineage: Eukaryota; Metazoa; Chordata; Actinopteri; Salmoniformes; Salmonidae.
AUGAAGUCUGUGCUGGAUGAUGUGGCAGACACCACCUUCCGGACUAUAACCUCUGGACUGCAGUACCUGGGCUCCAACGAUGCCAGCUAUGAUGACGCCACCAUCAACGCUGACUUCACUAAGGGUGGAUUGUCCGUCCAGAAGCCUCUUUCUGCUUUCCGCAGUAACUCUUUCCCAGACAAGGUGCCUGGAGAUGAAGAACUCAUCCUAAAAGGCAUUCCAUUCUUCCCUACCAAUGCCACAGACCUGUUUGGCAACAGUAGCGGCUUUGGUGAUGAGGGAACCGGGAUCCAGUGUGGGGAGAACUUCAUGGACAUGGAAUGCUUCAUGAUCCUGACCCCUAGCCAGCAGCUGGCUGUGGCGGUGAUGUCACUCACCCUGGGAACCUUCACAGUGCUGGAGAACCUUAUCGUGCUGUGUGUGAUCUUCCAAUCCCGCACCCUGCGCUGCCGCCCCUCCUACCACUUCAUAGGCAGCCUGGCUGUAGCCGACCUGCUUGGCAGCGUAAUCUUCGUCUACAGCUUCCUGGACUUCCAUGUGUUCCACAGAAAGGACAGCCCCAAUGUAUUCCUCUUCAAGUUAGGUGGGGUCAUCGCUUCGUUCACAGCCUCUGUGGGAAGCCUGUUCCUCACUGCUAUAGACCGCUACAUCUCCAUCCACAGGCCCCUGGCUUACAGGCGCAUCGUCACGCGGACCAAGGCUGUCAUCGCCUUCUGUGUGAUGUGGACUAUCUCCAUCGUCUUCGCAGUGCUCCCUCUGCUGGGCUGGAACUGCAAGCAGCUCAACUCGGUCUGCUCAGACCUUUUCCCGCUAAUCGAUGAGAAGUAUCUGAUCUUCUGGAUCGGGGUGACCAGCGUGCUGGUCCUCUUUAUCAUCUACGCUUACAUGUACAUCCUGUGGAAGGCCCACCACCACGCCGUGCGCAUGCUGAGCCGUACCACCCAGAAGAGCCUGGUGGUGUACUCAGCAGACGGAACGAAGGUGCAGACCACGCGCCCUGAGCAGACACGCAUGGAUAUCCGCCUCGCCAAGACCCUGGUCCUCAUCCUGGUGGUGCUGGUCAUCUGCUGGGGCCCUGUGCUGGCCAUCAUGGUCUACGACCUGUUCUGGAAGAUGGAUGAUGAUAUUAAGACAGUGUUCGCCUUCGCCAGCAUGCUCUGUCUGCUCAACUCAACCGUCAAUCCAAUCAUUUACGCCCUGAGGAGCAAGGACCUGCGACAUGCCUUCCUCAGCUCGUGCCAGGCGUGCCGGGGCAGUGCCCAGCAGCUGGACAAUAGCCUGGAGUCUGACUGCCAGAGCAGGCACAUCACUGCCAACAGGGCUGCAGAGAGCUGUGUGAAGACCACUGUGAAAAUAGCCAAAGUGACCAUGUCUGUCUCCACUGAGACAUCUGCAGAAGCUGUUUAGCUGGUCCUCAUCAUGUCACAGCGAUAUUGUGCAACUCAUGUGUUUCAGAGGGAAUUUUCUCAUGAGGUGGUGGACCUUCCACAGGAUGUAAUAAAUUACACAAAUAGCUAAAUGCUUCAACGGUUCAUGACUUCAUUGUUGUAUGUUUAUGAGGUGUGCCAGUGUAGUGUUCCAGUGCCUAAGUGCCAAAUUGAUUUUUAAAGGUGAAAAGAGAGUGGAUGGACUCAAAAUGUGUUUGACCUAUCCAAGACUGUCGUAAGUCUACUGUUGACCAUAGACUUCAUGAUGAUCAAACUAGAUAGUACUGAUGAUGAAUUCAUGAAGGCUUAGUAUAUUUUUGUACUGUGAAUUCAGGUUCUGAAACAAUGAUAUCUUAAUUCAUGGGAUAAGGGGCUACUGAAGUUUUUGAUUAGAAGUAUGUGUUAUCAAGAUGUCAAUAUGUGUACCAUAAAGAAGACAAAUCUUUGAGGCUUUGAGCAGCCAGAAGAGGCAUUGACUUUGUCCAGGUGUCAUGUACAAAUAUACAGUAUGUUUUGUGAAGAGUUUACAUUUAUUUACAUAAGGGUAUAACUUUAAUAUGUGUUUAUUUAAGAAGUAUUAUUCAUAAAGCAACAGAGGAACGGUUACUCAUGUAUUUUCUUUUUAUACCUGUCUGAGUUUGUUUAUUAUUUAAUACAGAAAUAACCAACGAGUCUUAGGAGAAAUAAAGCCUGACCUGACUUUGUGUAGACAGCUCCAUUGACUGUUGGAGUCAUCUUUCAUAUAAAAGCUGGAUGAAUCUGAAAACCACAGUGUUCAAUUUAAUGACAUCAAUUUGUCAUAAUAAGCUAAUCUGCAAGAUGUGUUCACCAAGCCAAAAAUCUACAAUGGAAUUCUCUGUAAUGUAGGUACUGGCACUGACAGACUGAUACAUAACUCCUCCCAACAAAAAUCAUAUUUAUUCUGCCUUUCACUUCUUUCUCUCUACUUUUGCAGUGCGUUGGCUAUAGUGGUAUGUUUUCAAUAAAAAUGAAUGUAUACCAAACAAUUGUACAGUGUUACAUACAAUGCAGUUCCCGAAAAGUGGUGGCCACACUACCAUAAUAAUCAGAACUGCAUGCCAUAGAUUACAUUCAGAUGACUUUUAAGUGGAUUUCAUUCAAUUCAGUACAUUUGUGAAUAACCUUACAACUUGAUAAAAAAAUAUGUCAACCUGUAAACAUGUUAUCAAAUUGUUUCAGUGUUACCGUCAAUACAUAUAAUUUAGCACUGUUGAUGCGGAUUCUUUUGAUAUGUGAGGAGAGAAAAGCUACCCUAGAGCAGGCCUAUAGCUCAGCUUUUGGAUUAAUCUUAAAAAAUAAGAUAGCCUGUUAGUUUUUUGGUUUUCUGAGUACAUUUUUAUCAAAAGCAAGCCUUUCAUUAUAACUGACAACAUGUUAGAAUGGAAGUUAUACUGUGUAUGCAUUGUAUGGAAAUGAGCCUUUUACAAGUGUUGAUGAAAAUGUCAUUUUCAAUUAGAUUAUAUAGGACUUUUAAUCUAGAACUAUCACUCAGUUAGCACAAUUGUUCUAUAGACAUUUAUCUUCGUGUUAAACUACUACUGACAGCUGUUUACCAGUAUGCUUUGCUGCCUCUUGUAUUGUUGAGUGUUGGAGAUCAAAUGUCAACUGUCAAGUGGCUUCAAUUGUGGUGGUGGCAUCUGAGGAUUGUCUGUGGAAAAAAAUAAUCUGCAGGAUUCAACUGUUCCUUUUUCUUCCGUGUUGCAAUGUAAUGUUUCCAAGCUUUUGAAUAAAGUCACAGCUGGUUAUGAUGUCUGCUGGUCGUGUUCAUGAUUAUUUGAUGAAUAGUUGUAGGUAUGUUGUGCUCAGCCUACAAAAGGCAAGAAAAUCACAAUAGAACAAAUUUGAUAAACUCAUGAACUGUAAUAGGUGACCCAUAGGUCCUGUUUGAAUAGCAUCCUUCCUUCCUCCCUUCUUUGAAGUAAUCUUUGAUAACACAGUGUUAGAUCUAACACAAAUAAGUGUAAGCCAUACACACAUAUAGCUUCUACACCUACACCAAUCAAGUCAGAUAUGUUAUUACUCCAUCUCAAGAAGGUUGGAAGGAAAGACACAAAAUAUUUUUUUUUCCAGGAUUGGAAGGGAAGCAGUGAUUCCUAAAGCUUUCUCGCCCUCUUCUGGAUGAUAUACAACACUGCCCUCACUGUCUCACAUUCACACAGGAUGGGAAUUUCCCAAUAACUCUGCAUUGUCCACAUUAUAGGCCUUUUUGGAAGAUGGUUUAUCAGAACAGGCCUGCUGUGAUUACAAUCCUGCAGGAUGAAUGAAUAAUGAUACUACGGCCAAAUACAGUUGUUAUAAACUGAGGGGCCUGUGGUUGUAUGUAUAAAGCAUCUCAGAUUAAAAGUGCUGAUCUAUGAUCAGGUCACACUGUCCAUGUAAUCUCAUUAAUUGUGAUCUAAAAAGGCAAAACUGAUCCUUAAACAGCACUCCUACUCUGAGAGGUUUGAUACAUAUAGGGCCCUACAUGGGACUUUGAACCAGUGGUAAUAGCACUGCUUAUACCUACUAUAAUCAGACAAGCCUUUUUUGAACAGUUAAGAUUUACAGCUGAACAGAGGCACAUGACAGAAGCAAUGCUAUGAAUAUGAUUUAAUAGGAUGUCAGUUCAGUUAUAUCUGAACAUGGACACAUGGACAAGCAAACAACAUCUAAGUAGAGAAGGAAGUGCACCUCAAACACAAUGGAGCCAGUCCUAAACUAACCAGAAAGUAUGUAGCCUACUACUGACAUACAUGGGGAAGUCCUACAUAAGAGAGAAACAUUGAAGGAAUAUUUAACUAUUGUCCAAUCAAUUGACAAGGCUGUGGGAUGAGCUGUUGAAUGAGCUGUAAUAGCCUAAUAUAUCUCCUGGAAACUUCAUGUUGCUUUUUCCUGCUGGUAAAUGAGUCACAUUGCAGGACAGGGCCAGGUUUCCCCAAAAGCAUCUUAAAGCUUAGUUCAUCGUUAGAACCUUCGUAGCAGCAUGGUUAAAUAUCUGAGCGGUUUCCCAAAACCAUCGUUAUUAACGUUGCACUUGAAAACGCUCGUAAUCUAACGCCUACCUCAGACCACUCGUAGAACAGCUAAGUGCGUCGUUAGAUGCUUUUUUGCCCUCCCGCAUCACUUAAUACACAGAAGAUCAUGUAGGCUACUAUCUGUGAUUUGUCUCAAUAUAUUUCAUGAUGUGUAGCCUAACGUGCGCAAUACUGUGCCAAAUCGGUGAUUUUUGUUGCAUUUUUAUUGUGCAAGCAUUAAAAUAAGCCACCUCAAUAUCUGCAGCCAUAAGUGGUAAUAUCUCUCUAUAUGAGCUGACCCAUCCUCAGUAUCGUGAAAUAAUUAUAUGAAUUGAAUGGAGAAAGCUGAUCUGAGAGCAGCGCUGCCGUAAAAAAAAUUCGUAUCAGUAUCUACGCGUGCUCCAACGACGCACUUAAGAGUCGUCCGCAUGCUUCCCAUUCCGAACAGUUCCUGCAUAUAUUAUGACGAAAUUUGGUGACGUUUUCGUUCGUUUUGGUCUUCGGCAAGGUUUUUUUUGGGAUGUUUGUGCACACACAUUUUUUUCUUGAGGGAAGCGGAAGUCUAGUCCCCUUCCUCCGUCAUUGGUCAACAGUAGGGAUUCUUCAAUUAAGUGUUUGUUGUCAUUCAAAGAUAGAUGCAGGAAAUAGGUCAAUCGAACCUCUAUGCCCCUCAAACUCAACUCUGGACCUCAAAGACAGUUCCACUGCAUUUUUUCAUUGUUCCCCUCUAAUACGGACCAAUUUAGACCUGUGACACAAGGUGCAUGCAAUUCAUUAUCAAGUAGAACAGAAAACCAGCAGGCUCCGGACCUCGUAGAGUGAAGAGUUUAAUACCUCUGCUUUAUGCUAUGCUAACCAGAUUAUACGAACGGGAGUUAGAAUUUAGUAGUCACUUCUUCUAAACCUGAAAAGGGACAACUUUUAAUGUUAUGCAGCGAAAAAAGCCAAAUAUAUCCAAAUCAGUGGAGGCUGCUGAGGGGAGGACGGCUCAUAAUAAUGGCUGGAAUGGAGUGUAUGGAAUGGUAUCAAACAAGUGAAAACCAUGUUUGAUACCACUCCAUUCACUCCAUUAUUAUGAGCCGUCCUCCCCUCAGCAACCUCCACUGAUCCAAAUAGGACUUAACCACAUAGUGGGCCUGUUACAAUAGAUAAAUCAUUUGACGAAUAUCCACUUUGUUAGAUCAGAUUUUCAGACCAACAGGCUCCGAGACAGCUUCUACCCCCAAGCCAUAUGACUUCUAAUUAGCCAGACUGCUAAAUAGUCCAUUAAUGGUACCUGAACUAUCUGCACUGACUAUCUUGAACUGACCCUACACACACUCACUAGACUAUACAUACAAACCAUACACACUCACUCACACACACUACAUUGACACUCGCACACACAAAACACACACAUACACACUUUGACACUCAUCAUUUGCUGCUGCUGCUCUGUUCUUUAUUUUAAACAUGUAUCCUGAUGCCUAGUCACUUUACCCUGCCUUCAUGUACAUACACAAUAUAAUAAUAAUAUACAAAUGUAUGUGCACACCCCAUCAAAUUAGUGGAUUCGGCUAUUUCAGCCACAUCCGUUGCUGACAGGUGUAUAAAAUCGAGCACACAGCCAUGCAAUCUCCAUAGACAAACAUCGACAGUAGAAUGGCCCGUACUGAAGAGCUCAGUGACUUUCAACGUCGCACCGUCAUAGGAUGCCACCUUUCCAACAAAUCAGUUUGUCAAAUUUCUGCCCUGCUAGAGCUGCCCCGGUCAACUGUAAGUGCUGCUACCACUUCGCGGUAGGCCACACAAGCUCACAGAACGGGACCACCGAAUGCUGAAGCACGUAGCGCGUAAAAAUCGUCUGCCCUCGGUUGCAACACUCACUACCGAGUUCCAAACUGCCUCUGGAAGCAACAUCAGCACAAUAACUGUUCGUUGGGAGCUUCAUGAAAUAGGUUUCCAUGGCCGAACAGCCUCACACAAGCCUAAGAUCACCAUGCGCAAUGCCAAGCGUCGGCUGGAGUGGUGCAAAGCUCGCCGACAUUGGACUCUGGAGCAGUGGAAACGAGUUCUCUGGAGUGAUGAAUCACGCUUCACCAUCUGGCAGUCCGACGGACAAAUCUGGGUUUGAUGGAUGCCAGGAGAACAAUGCAUAGUGCCAACUGUACGGUUUGGUGGAGGAGGAGGAAUAAUGGUCUGGGUCUGUUUUCCAUGGUUUGGGAUAGGCCCCUUAGUUCCAGUGAAGGGAAAUCUUAACGCUACAGCAUACAAUGACAUUCUAGACGGUUCUGUGCUUCCAACUUUGUGGCAAGACUUUGGGGAAGGCCCUUUCCUGUUUCAGCAUGACAAUGCCCCUGUGCACAAAGCAAGGUCCAUCCAGAAAUGGUUUGUCGAGAUCAGUGUGGAAGAACUUGACUGCACAGAACCCUGACCUCAACCCCAUUGAACACCUUUGGGAUGAAUUGGAACGGCAACUGCGAGCCAGGCCUAAUUGCCCAACAUCAGUGCCCGACCUCACUAAUGCUCUUGUGGCUGAAUGGAAGCAAGUCCCCGCAGCAAUGUUCCAACGUCUAGUGGAAAGCCUUCCCAGAAGAGUGGAGGCUGUUAUAGCUGUUUCGCUCACUCAGAUGUGUUCUCAGUAGUUUCAGUGACAUACAGUAGUUUCAGAAGAGAGGAAGAAGCCAAGAAAGAGGGCUCACUCUCGCCAAACUCUGUCUGGAAUAAUCCCAAAAUACGUUUCUAUGGGAAUAAUAUGCAGACCUAAAAUUGUCACCUGCCUGCUUUUGUUUGGAGUGCUCCAUGUGAGCAAUGAGCACGUGUCUGGUUUCUUUUUCCUGAUGACUUUGAGGGAGCGCGCGUGCCUGACACACACAAGUAGGCCUACCUGGACUGCUGUGUGCAAAAGUAGGAGAGUGCCCAUUUGGCGAUGUCUGAUUGUCAUAACUCACCACGUCCACCACUAAUAAGCUGAGCUUCUCAUUCAUUUUUUCUUCACCUCACACAGUGAGUCAACGAAGUCUGAAUGAUAUUUCCUCAGUAUUUGAAAAAUAUUUCCAACACUCCCGGCCUCGAUAAUCACCAAGCCUUGGUGUGAAAGAGCGAAAUAUCAUGAUCUGAUGAUUCCAUAUAUCCAGUGGAAACUUAAUAAAAAAUAGCUGUGUGUCGCGAGCUCACUUGUGCUGGAAACUGAGCGCCCAGAAUAGGCUAGUUGAUACAAUGUUGCAAGUUCGCUAAUGAAAGCUCAAGUCAAGACAGAUAGAAAGCAUGGCAGACAGGUGGAGUAGAGAGAUGAAUGUGAUUGAAAGAACCAUAAUUUACCAGGAUAUGUUCUACUGUUUUUAUUUGUCGGCUAUAUGCCUAUGUGUUUUACUUAGUUGAUUAUGAAGUUAUAGGCUUACUGCUGCAUUGGCCUAGGCUAUCUCUGUUCUAUUCGCUCAUUUCUUUAGCCGCCAAUGGAUCACAGUGUAUCAAUGUGUUCAUAUGGCAGAGGCUGGUGCUGUUGCCUUAGUUGAAUUUUAACUUUUAGAUUUUUAUCGUUUUACAAUUACAUAGAUUUUUAUGUUUCACCGUGACAAGGAUUUUGAGAAACAAAAACGUUAUGAUUGAAAUGAAACUGUUCCAAGAAAAUGCGCAUAUAACAACAAUCAUAACUGGCACGCAGAUUGGUAGAAAUGGUAGGAUAAAGUGUAAGCUUCCCCAAACUUGAAACUCACGAGCUGCCUAUGGUCUUUACUAUAACCCAUAAAAAUAAAAAUAAACAUAGGCUGUCUCGUGAAAAAAAGUGCCCACCUAUGGAAAUCAAAGGCCCAUCCAACUGAUUCAUUCUGGCGCGGGCGCUGCUUGAUUGUAGUCUAAUUGGGUGGGCCAGUCUAACCAAAGCAUGCAGACGCCUUUAGUGACCGUUCUCUCAUGGUAUUUUGGGAUCUUCGGCAGAUGUAGGAAAGAUGCAUCUUUAAAACACUUGUAAACCUAAAUUACAUCACUAUCGGGAAAUUGGGCCCUGAACAAUCGAGAAUAGGUCUACCACAUAACUGUUAUUUACAAGAACAAUAAAAAAUAAGUUGAAUCAGAUAUGCCCAUUCAGAAAUGAGACCAUCAUAUGAAAUGACCGGGGGCCACCUUUUCAAACGUUCUUGGUUAGUAAUUAACUAAUAGCUUUAUUCAAAUUCUUCAAAUCAUUUGAACGUACUGGAGCGUUUAAAUUUGGUUGGUGCUUUUGGCAUUCAUGGUUUGUGGGGAAUGUAGUGCAAAAGCCCCAACUAUUGGAUAUGAACGAAUGAAAACUGUGUGGCAAAUACACUACAUAUACCAGCACAACAAUCAUUAAUUGCGCAUGUCCAUUAGCUCACAAUUUGAAAUGUACGUUGUUUUGACGCCAUGUUGGUUGUCACCAAGGAAAGAAUUUGUCAACGACGCUGGGAGAAGGAAGUACUUGUCCGAAAUCUACUAUCAUCUGGUUGUAUAUAAUAAUUCACCUAAAAGGAUUGAUUGAAUGAAUUUCAGCUAACACUCGGCCAUUACAGGGUCUGAGAUUUGGAAGCUAUUAAGACUCACAGAGGCGAAAAAACUACGCCAUUUGUUCCUAACCUGAAUUUUCCCUUGAGGGUAGUCGGAGAAGAAAGCCAGUGCCCAGUCACAGGAACUCUGGUUGUUGUGCCCUCUGAUAGUGAAAACAACAGCUUUCUCGUUUUUAUAGCGAGAAGAUAUUGUAAACGGAAUGGCUUGUGGGGCUACUUUGAAAAGGACUAUGGAUUUCGAUCCAUUGAUUAAUCAGGCGUCCCCCAAAAGGAGAAGAUGCGCCCCAAUGUCUCCAGCCGCAUACACCUCAUCACCUCAGAAAUAUCUGCGUAUGGAGCCCUCGCCAUUUGGAGAAGUGUCGUCCAGAUUCACAACCGGUUAGCAACAUUUCAUAGCUGCUAGAUUUUAGGCAUGCGUGGGAAUUAAUGAAAUGUGUUGUUAGGUCACCUUCGUGUGAGGUUAACUGGCAAAUGGUUAGCGGCUAACUGGCUAGGCAAGCUCAACUGGCUUACAACUAGUACCUAAUGAUAAGCAUGUAAACACUUAUUGUAUGUGUUGUUGGCUAGCUUGUGGUAGCGACAGUGACUUAGCUAACAAACUAACUUUAGUUAACCAGAAAUGUUUUUUGCUUAACUAACGUUAGCUAGUUUGCUAGCUACUUAGCAUGAAAGCUAGGAGGUCUGUUUUAAACCUUCAACCAACAAACUAGUUAGAUCUUAUAAAUGAGCAUAAUUUUACAUUUAGCCAGACAUUUAGCUGAUAAACACUACCAGCAACAGCAUUAUGGCAUGUCACCAUAUAUUGGCAGUAUAUUACUCUAACAUGGCUAGGAUUGGCACACCCCUAGUUGUUUCAAAUGGCUGUGCAGAGGAACUGCCUCGGGAUGGCUUGGAAUGGGGUUCUCAUUUGCUAGGGAAGUGGUUAACUAGAGUUUUACUGCUUAUCUUCUCGAAUUAAGGUCAUAUAUUGUGGUUAGUUACUUGGUGAAGUAUAACUACACUAACAGUAUAUUCCUAGAGUGUGUUGUGCAAAUGAUAUUUGGAAUGAUUAACUUGCCCUAACCAAGUCUUUCCCUUGUUCUUCAUUCCAGAGCAAAUCCUGCACAAUAUCAAACAAGAGUACAAGCGGAUGCAGAAGCGAAGGCACCUGGAGAACAGCAUUCAGCAGACAGAGGUCUGUUGUCCCCUGGAGUCACAACCGCAUAGCUCCAUCCUUAGUGGAUCCAGUCUGCCAGGUAUGUCCAGUCUGCUUUUACUCAGGAAGGACAUCAGUAAGAAUAAAGACAUGUCUUAGGGUCUUCAUCAACUGGAUACCGUUGGUUGUCUCACAACAAUUUCUAUCAAUUUUGUUAGCUUGCAGUUGUAUGCCUCUUGGCUUCAUUUAAUGUCAGAAUUUUUUAGGGCAAGUGGUUUUGAGAAUGUUCUCCCUGAUAAUGGACUCUCAUUCUCCACAGGUACUUCCUCUGGUGCUGUCUCCCCAUCUAGAAAAGAGCAGCCUCUGUUUACCUUUAGACAGGUUGGGAUGAUCUGUGAACGACUACUUAAAGAACGAGAGGAGAAGAUAAGGGAAGAAUAUGAUGAAAUAUUGACAACAAAACUAGCAGGUAUGUCAGAGAAACUGUUUCUGUGACUUCUGUGUUUUUCUGCAGAAUAAUUUAUUGCACAAUCCAUUUAUUGUCUGACCUUUUUGUCUUUUUGCAGAGCAAUAUGAUGCUUUCGUUAAGUUCACUCAUGAUCAGCUAAUGCGGCGAUUUGGAGAGCAACCUGCUAGCUGUGAGUAACAAACUUACUUUAUCAGUGACAUGCCUCCCCCCUUUAUAAACACCCCUGUCAAUUCUGUACCAUGCUGAAUGUUGACCUUUGUUUCCAUGAAUCUGUAUUUAUAGCUGCUCUCUCUCCCUCUCCAGAUGUUUCUUGAGUGAAACCCCAUGUUUGAUGGAAUACCAGUUUCCCCAUUUUAUUAUUGCUGAAAGCUCCCCAGCUGAUUCUCUGCCAACUGUAUUCUCCAGAGACUCAGUGGGUCUAGUUGAACUUGUAGCAGUGCCAUAUCUCCCCUGUGGGCACAGGCUGCCUCAAACUUCUGUCAGUGGCAACUACGUUCUCUUCGUCUGGUAUUUGGGUGGUGUCCCAAAUGGCACCCUAUUUC